UACGCGAUAGAAACACCAUUUAGUGACAGAGCCGUAUCCACUUUUCCAUCUUCGUUGGCCCAAGUAGAUAUUAACACUGAUUCUGUGAUGCAACUUCUUCUUCAGUUAGAUCCUUAUAGCUCACCCGGCCCUGAUGGAUUGCAUCCUUUGUUCGUCAGGACUGUGGCGGAGUACGUAGCUUCACUCAUAUGUCAAGUCUUUUGUCGCUCACUAGAAGCUGGCCGUCUUCCUUCAGCUUGGAAGUGGGUAUCGUCAAACCCAUUUACAAAGGAGGAAGUCGACAUGAUCCGGCCAAUUAUCGUCCAAUCUAUUUGACGUCAAUAGUGUGUAAAUUUAUGGAGCGGAUCCUAAAACAAGCUGUUACUCUUCAUCUUGGGGGACAGAAUGUCAUUUCUUAUGCCCAGCAUGGGUUCAGAAAAGCACACUCCUGUACCUCGAACUUGCUCGUUGCUAAGGAGACCUGGGCAAGGACGCUAGACUCCGGCAAAAACUUGGACGUUGUGUUUGUUGACUUCAGCAAAGCUUUUGACAAAGUCCCGCACGAAGGGCUCCUGUUUAAGCUCCAAGGAAUCGGUAUUUCUGGGAGCCUCCUGUCUUGGAUCUCCGACUUCCUAAACGACCGCUCUAUGCAAGUGACGGUGAAUGACACAUUUUCUGCUCCUGUGCUCAUGACGAGCGGGGUCCCACAGGGCUCUGUCCUCGGUCCCGCACUUUUCACUAUCUUCAUCAACGACUUACCAUCCAUACUUCAGACGGAUUGCCUAAUCUACGCUGACGACCUAAAGCUAUGGAUGGAAGUAUCCAGCCUUGAAGACGCCGACCGAUUACAAACUACGCUCGAUCUACUCCAUGACUGGUCGAUUAACUGGCAGUUGUGUAGUGCCCUGACGAAUGCUACACAAGAAAUCCGUAGCACAAUAAGACAGAAGACGGCGGGAUAUAAAGAUUGUCUUGAGAAAACAGCACAGUACAAUAGCUAUGUAAAUAUA
Messenger RNA from Dicrocoelium dendriticum, 989 nucleotides. The record is from the annotation of a GenBank genome assembly. NCBI's taxonomy places the organism in Eukaryota, Metazoa, Platyhelminthes, Trematoda, Plagiorchiida, Dicrocoeliidae.